AUGAAUAAGGUACGGUCCAAGCCAGUCAACUGGGGCUUUAGAAAGGGAUCAGCUUUGACCAAGUCCGCUGCCUCAACAGUAAAUGGUAAAAAAGGUAGGUCCGUUCUCGUCGAUAGUUUACAGAGGAGUGCUCCGUUGGUAACCAGCCCCAUCCCCAUCCCCAUCUCUACCCAUGUCUUAGUCUUCUCUCGAAUAUAUGAAGUUAAAAAACAGCCCAACGAGAAUGAGGACAGGCUUCGCAAGUACCUGAGACCUGCUGCUGUGCUACACACCACACACACACAUAUGCACAAGCUUGAGAUGGUUGCUGGCUUAACCAAUCGUUCUCCUGCCCGUUAA
Messenger RNA from Fusarium graminearum PH-1, 339 nucleotides. RefSeq lists its product as uncharacterized. NCBI's taxonomy places the organism in Eukaryota, Fungi, Ascomycota, Sordariomycetes, Hypocreales, Nectriaceae. The record is from RefSeq and is a predicted model, not a curated record. Bases 1 to 339 code for a protein of 112 amino acids. The transcript has 6 exons.